Messenger RNA from Geosmithia morbida, 3078 nucleotides. Its product is annotated as Hamartin protein. NCBI's taxonomy places the organism in Eukaryota, Fungi, Ascomycota, Sordariomycetes, Hypocreales, Bionectriaceae. The transcript has 4 exons. Gene Ontology annotation, biological process: negative regulation of TOR signaling; regulation of cell cycle. Gene Ontology annotation, cellular component: TSC1-TSC2 complex. The record is from RefSeq and is a predicted model, not a curated record. The coding region runs from base 1 to 3078 and encodes 1025 amino acids.
AUGGCAUCCAAUACGUCAUCCAAAGAAUUGUCCAAGGCCAUUGCGGCCUUCAUGGCCGAGCCCAUCAUCCCCAUCCCCGACGACCUAGCCAAGCUCAUCGAGGCGUACCUGAGCCGGCAUGUCAAAUACGACGAGACGGCCGCCGACCGGCUGCAGGAGGAGCUGUUGGCCCUCUUUGACAAAUACGUGAGGGGAGACUAUGGCGCCUUUGGCCCCUGGGUCGCCAUCCUCAGGCGGCUGCGACCCAUGAUCCGGACCCCCGAACGCAUCGUCAUGUGGCUCGACUGCCUCAAGGGCUACCUCUCCCAGCACGCCGACACGGGCAUCAUCACCGAGACCAUCGCCGCCAUGAUGGACCUGGUCGCCCUGGCUGACGAGUACCAGGAUGCCCACCCGGACGGCCAGGAUGGCGUCAUAUCCAACCCCAUCGUCGACCGACUGUUCCAGACCUGGAUGGAACGCCUCUACCCAGCCUUUGUCGAGGGCCUCCCGGGUAUGGAGUAUAAUGAACGCAUGUUCCGCGAGGCCCUGGUAGAUUUUGGGAAACGGAAACCACUACAAUUCUUUGCCACUCUAGACAGCUUCUUCGUCCAGAGCAAAUACCGGAAGGCCGUCCUCCGAUUUGUAUGCGACUUCCUCCAGAACCGACCCCCGCACGUCCACCGCAUCAUCGAGAGCGACCUGUUCGAAAACCUCCUCACCUGUCUGCAGGAGGACACAUCCACGACGGUGCUUUCCUCAGCGCUGACAGCCCUGGUCAUGCUCCUACCUUACAUGCCAAGUUCGCUGGUACCGCACCUGCCGGUCCUCUUUAACAUUUACGCUCGCUUGCUCUUCUGGAACGGCGCUGAUCGACCCGGCGCCUCGGGGUCGUCACCGCCACCACCGACCCGCGGGCUAGGCUCCGAGGGGAGUAGAGGGUGGCACGUCAGCGCCAACGAGCCCGGGGUCGACGACGACGCCGCCAUCCCCCACCUAGCAAACUACUUCACCAUACUGUAUGGGCUAUACCCGCUCAACUUCAUGGACUACAUCCGCAAGCCUCAGCGGUACCUACGGCACGCCAACGUGCCCAACUCGGACGAGUUUGAGAUUCAGCCGACCGAACUCCGCUGCCAGUCAGAGAGAUUCCGCCGGCAGCAUAUGCUGCACCCCAACUUCUACACCUUGACUAUCGAGACGGAAAAGACGGACUUUGGGCGCUGGAUCAAGAGCGAAGCAUCCGAGGUUGUAGCCGACUGCAUGGCCCUCUGCCUGGCGACUGAUGCGGUAACCAUCAACCCACAGUGGGAAAAGGCAGCGGCGACGACGGAGGCCGGGGUCACGGCUCCCGUCACGGCAGAGCCGCUAAAGGAAGGGCCUGACCCUGCACUUCUGAGCAGUUCGGCUGUCGUUGCAGAUACUCCACUAGGCAGGGCGCUGUCGUCGUCGAGCCUGCAGACUAUGACGAGGCAUGCGUCGCACUCUAGCGUCAACACGAACAGGGAGUCUGGCAGCGAACUGAGGGGACGCGAGCAGUCUUUGACUAACCUUGUGGGCCUGGUGCAGUCACCGUCAAACUCGCAGCUGCAAGAUCUAAUAAAGUCGAACAAGGCUAUCAAGUCGGGCCGCAAGCAGUCAUCGGCGGCAGCAAACGAGAGUGAAGCAUCGCCUUCGCCAGGACCUCACCAGGAUGGCCCGACGCCCAGCCCACGCGAGGAUGCUCCUGGUGGAGGGGCUACUGGGGCCGUGGUGGGGACAGGAGGGGGUUCUACAGCAACAGGAGCAGCCUUCGUCACAUCGCCCAUGGCCCUGACAGGCUCGGACUCGUCGCAGGCGGCACACCUUCAGCGGCAGAACUUGAUGCUGCAAAACGACCUGAGCUUCGAGCGAUACCAGAAGCAGCAGCACAUAGCGCACAUUGGCGAGCUCCGGCGCAAGCAGGUGGCGGAGGCGGCGACCGAGGCCGAGACGCAGAACCUACUCAUCAUGACACGCAACCUCAAGAGCCGGUUCGAGGAGGCCAAGGAGGCCGAGAUGCGUGUGCGGCGCGAGUCGGAGAAGAGCCGGGCCAUGGCCAAGAAAUGGGAGGCCGACCUGUCGGCCAGGCUCAAAACGCUGCGUGACCAGUCCAAGGAGACCAAGGGCGAAUUAGACAGGGUACGGCGCGAGCUACGCGACGCGCUCGACGAGCGAGACAAGCUCCGAAGGCUGGUAUGCGCCCGCGAAGUCGAGGAGCUAGGCCGGGAGCAGGACAAGCAGUCGGCCGAGCUGAGGGCUGCAGAGGUGGACCGACUCCAGGCCGAGAUCUCGAGGCUCACGGAGCUAGACCGCCUGCACCAGGCCGCUGAGAAGGAGCGUGUACUGGCCACCGAGGCUGCGGCCGAGGCGGAAGGUCAGAUGCAGCAUCUGCGUGCUAGGCUCGCGUCGCACGAGAUGGAGCUGCAGAGGGCGCGGAAGCUGUUUGAGGCGCAGAUGCGGCGGCAGCAGCAGCAGCAGCAGCAGCAGCAGAGGCAGGACCAGCAGAGGAGGCAUAGCACGGCCGCCGCGCCAUCACAGGCCGAGUCGCUGGAGAAGGUCAUGGCGGGUAGCAGGGCGAGGCAGGCGGAGAUGCAGCAGCAGUACGAUAUGCUCAUGCGCAAGUACACGAUGCUGCAGUCAUCCCUGCUAGACAUGCAGUCCGGUGCCACGCCCGAGCAGAUCAAGCUAGAGUCGCCCAGUCUUCCGCUCACGACCACCACUUCUACGCCUUCUGUUCAACCUCAUCCCUCUUCGGCUUCUACCUCGAGACUACCCAACAAGACGGUCUCCGGUGGCAAUAUCAGGCCGCUGCCACCGCGUUGGCGCGAUCUUGCCGAGAGCGGAGGAGGGACGGCCACAUCGUACAAUGUCACGCCGCCGCUGACGGAGCAGCAGCAGCAGCAGUUGCAGCAGCAGGGGCUUAUGACUAGGCCGUCUACGUCAGGGGGCAGUGGCGUUGGCGUGACCGGAAGCGGGAGUGGAAGCGGCAGCGGCACAGUCAAGAAGGAGAAGAAGUCUACGGGAUUAAGGGGGAUACGAACGGGGGUAGAAGAGUUUGUGCGGGGGAAGACGGAAUGA